This is a messenger RNA of Castor canadensis (American beaver), 2303 nucleotides long. NCBI's taxonomy places the organism in Eukaryota, Metazoa, Chordata, Mammalia, Rodentia, Castoridae. The record is from RefSeq and is a predicted model, not a curated record.
UGUACAAGUCCCCAGAAUAUGAGUCCCUUGGCUUUGAGCUUACUGUGGAGAGACUAGUUUCUAUUGGCUAUCCCCAGGAGCUGCUCAGCUUUGCUUAUGAUUCUACAUUCCCUACCAGAGGACUUGUCUUUGACACACUAUAUGGAAAUCUUUUGAAAGUUGAUGCCUAUGGAAACCUGUUGGUCUGUGCACAUGGAUUUAACUUCAUAAGAGGACCAGAAACUAGAGAGCAGUAUCCAAAUAAAUUUAUUCAACGAGAUGACACUGAACGAUUUUACAUUCUGAACACACUAUUCAAUCUACCAGAGACCUACCUGUUGGCCUGCCUAGUAGAUUUUUUUACUAAUUGUCCCAGAUAUACCAGCUGUGAGACAGGAUUUAAAGAUGGGGACCUCUUCAUGUCCUACCGGAGUAUGUUCCAGGAUGUAAGAGAUGCUGUUGACUGGGUUCAUUACAAGGGCUCCCUUAAGGAAAAGACAGUUGAAAAUCUUGAGAAGUAUGUUGUCAAAGAUGGAAAACUGCCUUUGCUUCUGAGCCGGAUGAAUGAAGUAGGGAAAGUAUUUCUUGCCACCAACAGUGAUUAUAAAUACACAGAUAAAAUUAUGACUUACCUGUUUGAUUUUCCACAUGGCCCCAAGCCUGGGAGCUCCCAUCGACCAUGGCAGUCCUACUUUGACCUGAUCUUGGUAGAUGCACGAAAGCCACUCUUUUUUGGAGAAGGCACAGUAUUACGUCAAGUGGAUACUAAAACUGGCAAGCUGAAAAUUGGUACCUACACAGGUCCCCUCCAGCAUGGUAUUGUCUACUCAGGAGGUUCAUCUGAUACCAUCUGUGAUCUGUUGGGAGCCAAGGGCAAAGACAUUUUGUAUAUUGGAGAUCACAUUUUUGGAGACAUUUUAAAAUCAAAGAAACGGCAAGGAUGGCGAACUUUCUUAGUGAUUCCUGAGCUUGCACAGGAGCUGCAUGUCUGGACUGACAAGAGUUCACUUUUUGAAGAACUUCAGAGCUUGGAUAUUUUCUUGGCUGAACUCUACAAGCACCUUGACAGCAGUAGCAAUGAGCGCCCAGACAUUAGCUCCAUUCAGAGACGAAUUAAGAAAGUAACUCAUGAUAUGGACAUGUGCUAUGGGAUGAUGGGAAGCCUCUUUCGCAGUGGCUCCCGGCAGACACUCUUUGCCAGCCAAGUGAUGCGUUAUGCUGAUCUCUAUGCAGCAUCUUUCAUCAACCUGCUAUAUUACCCAUUCAGCUACCUCUUCAGGGCUGCCCAUGUCCUGAUGCCUCAUGAAUCAACGGUGGAGCACACACAUGUAGAUAUCAAUGAGAUGGAGUCCCCUCUUGCCACCCGAAACCGCACAUCAGUGGAUUUCAAAGACACUGACUAUAAGCGGCACCAGUUGACAAGGUCAAUUAGUGAGAUUAAACCCCCCAACCUCUUCCCGCUGGCUCCCCAGGAAAUUACACACUGCCAUGAUGAGGAUGAUGAUGAAGAGGAGGAGGAGGAAGAAUAAGGAGGAAAACCAAAACCUUGGAUGCCCCUUAAACAAGUUCUGGCAGGACUCACAGGAGCAAAGAAUGUCCUUGUUUGGGUUCUACUGGAGAGGGGUUGGGGGGCUCCAUCAAAGGUAUGUCCAGAAAGUUUCUGAAGACUUAAAAAUAUUCUAAUCAUAGGGUGAUACUUGUUUUAGUUUUGUGUAUCUGUAUUCUUUGCAGAUGGUUUGAAAUUGUAAUGGAGUCUGUAUUGAAAGAAAGGGUAAAGUCAGGCUGAACUGCAUGCAGAUGGCUCCAUUGUGGCUUGUGACAGUUUUUCUUGUCUUUUUUUCAUCACAAUAUGUCAUAGUGUAUCUGGAUACACUAAGGGUGGUGAAGGGUUUCAGAGUGGAACAAGGAGAACAGUAGGAAGAGGUGAUACAAAAAUGUUGCUACAAAUUGUGCUGUUACUCCAAAAUCCAACUUUACACAGUAUUGUAUGUCAGUUGGAGAAAUAUAUUGUUUUCAUCAUCAAGUGUAGUUUUCUGUCGAGGUCAAGUUUCCUUUCAUAAGCCUUUGAGUAUCUUCACUGACCCUGGCAAGGCUGCCGCUCUGACAUUGCCUUUGCAGAAAUGUUCUGCUUUGGGGUUGGUCUGGAAGGGACUGCAGGGAAUGUAUUUUGAGGUGAAAGUCCUUAUCCUUUCUACAUUUUUUAAGUUAAUAGCACAAAUGCACCCUUUUUCUAAUCUGCGAUACAUCUAUAAAGGAAUUUAGCUGAAAGAGGACAAAGGAGCAAGCCCCCAGAAGGGGAAAAAAAAAAAAAAACAGCCUUCUCC